Spodoptera exigua (beet armyworm) is the source of this 420-nucleotide messenger RNA. The record is from the annotation of a GenBank genome assembly. NCBI's taxonomy places the organism in Eukaryota, Metazoa, Arthropoda, Insecta, Lepidoptera, Noctuidae.
AUGAGUUCUAAACCGCUCAUCGCCAACGAAGUUUUGGCAUUCAUGAAUCAUGCCAUCGAUUAUAUGGAUGAGGUCAGCAUCGUGCAGAUCUGCAGAUCAGCCUACAAAGAGGACGAGGUUUGCAGUGCAAAGCUGCUGCUCUUCAUGUCGCUCGGACAACUCAAGCAGAUGCCAUCCCGCCGAAGGGACGGUGGGGACAAGAGCCUGCAGGAUAUCAUCUCCCUGCUGAAGAGGACAGAUCCUGAUGACGUGCCUGAGUUCGUGGACUUGCAUAAGCUGCUUCCCGUCACGUUCGAUCACGGCGAUAUCACCAGGCUGUUGAAAGACAUAACGUGUCUUAAGGCGAGCCUGGAAGAUAUGAAGUCCAAGAUGGAAGCUUCACAGAUCACAACACCAUCAGUGACCUGCGUGGUGAAGUAG